UAAGUGGGCGGGAUUUGGGCGGCGCGGUUCUCCGUAGGCGUCUCCCUGAAGAGCGCAAUCCUGGAGGAAAGGUUCGCUGCUUGACAGCUCGCGUUGUCCUCGAUUUAUCUAUAAACCAGGAACAUGGAUGUUACACGCUGUUUCCUGCCUUAAAUCUCAUCCUGUUUCAGGCUUUUUUCGGUUUCCUCUGGUCACUACAAUGUCCGUCGUCAUCGCAAUGGCACGCGUCCGCCGGAGCCGCUCCAAUAAUGGCACAUGAAUCCAGGCCCAACCCAUCCUUGAAACCUAGUUUUCCAUAAAAGCUGACGGCUUCUUUCUCAGAAUAUAGAGAAAGUCCCAGCUGUGUCACCCCGUCAUUUACUGACAGUGACUGAGCUUUGACCUGGACUCAGCACCUGGGCUUUGUCUGUCAUGUCUAGCCCCAGCAGUAGUCCAGAGAGAGAGGGAGGGGUCUCAGGGUCAGUUCAGCUGGAAAACCUCGGCUCUCCAGCAGGUCAGGAGGCUGACCCGCUCUCUGUUGGCAGCCCUCUGCUGAGCCCAGACUCCAGUUCCCAUGAUGCUGCUCUAUCUGCACCAGCAGUUUCGCCUGCUGACUCAGAGAAUCUCAGUCCAGAUGAACUGGAGCUGCUGGCUAAAUUGGAAGAACAGAAUAGGCUCCUGGAGGCCGAUUCCAAGUCCAUGCGCUCUAUGAGCGGAUCUCGCAGGAACAGCGGCUCCUCGCUGGUGUCCAGCUCCUCUGCCUCGUCCAACCUCUCGCACCUGGAGGAGGACACCUGGAUCCUGUGGGGACGCAUCGUUAACGAGUGGGAUGAGUGGAGACGCAAGAAAGACAAAUUACUCAAGGAACUGAUAAGGAAGGGGAUCCCACAUCACUUCCGGGCAAUCGUGUGGCAGCUGCUGGGCAACGCCACAGACAUGCCAGUGAAGAACCAAUACUCAGAGCUGCUGAAGAUGUCGUCACCCUGCGAGAAGCUCAUUCGCAGGGACAUCGCUCGUACUUAUCCUGAGCAUGAGUUCUUCAAAGGGCAGGACAGUCUGGGUCAGGAGGUCCUCUUUAACGUCAUGAAGGCAUACUCCCUAGUGGAUCGUGAGGUAGGAUACUGUCAGGGCAGUGCUUUUAUUGUUGGGCUACUUCUCAUGCAGAUGCCAGAGGAGGAGGCAUUUUGCGUGUUUGUACGGCUGAUGCAGGAGUACAGACUCAGAGAACUCUUUAAACCGAGCAUGGCAGAGCUGGGCCUCUGCAUAUACCAGUUUGAAUACCUGCUGCAGGAGCAGCUGCCGGAGUUGAAUGUGCAUUUUCGCUCGCAAAGUUUUCACACCUCCAUGUAUGCAUCAUCAUGGUUCCUGACACUCUUCCUCACCUUUCUUCCUCUGCCCAUUGCCACACGUAUUUUCGAUAUCUUCAUGUAUGAGGGUCUGGAGAUUAUAUUUCGAGUAGGAAUGGCUAUUUUACAGUACAACCAGACCGACCUCAUACAGCUGGACAUGGAGGGCAUGUCACAGCACUUUCAGAAGGUGAUUCCUCACCAGUUUGACAGCUGCCCUGAUAAACUCGUCCUUCGAGCUUAUCAAAUUAAAUACAACCCCAAGAAGAUGAAAAAAUUGGAAAAGGAGUAUACCACCAUCAAAAACAAAGAGAUGGAGGAACAGAUUGAAAUAAAGCGACUACGCACAGAGAACCGACUGUUAAAGCAGAGGAUUGAGACGCUGGAGAAGGAGAGUGCCGCACUGGCAGACAGGUUGAUCCAGGGUCAAGUGACAAGAGCGCAGGAAGCGGAGGAGAAUUAUGUGAUAAAACGUGAAUUAGCGGUAGUGCGGCAACAGUGCACGACAGCCAGCGAGAGCCUGGAGAGAGCACAGGACACUAUACGGGAAUUGCAACAACACACGUAUACAGAGCAGUUUGUUAACGGGCUGCAGGCUCAGCUCGAGCAGUCUCGCCUUCAGGAAGCAGAGCUUCUCAGCGCACUAAAGGAGAUGCAGGACAAAGUGCUGGAUCUCGAGAAGAGGAGCAGUUCCCUGCCCGAUGAGACGAAUGUAGCGCAGCUACAAGAGGAGCUGAAACAGGUCAAGCUAAGAGAGCUGGAGAUGCUGCACUCCUUCAAAGAGAUGCAGGAUGUUGUCACUGAACUCAACCAGCACUGGCAGCACUACACAUCACGUGGUGGCCACUGGAAAGAGUCUCCUAAGAAAAAUGCCCUGAAUGAAAUGCAGGACAAACUGAUGAGCAUGAGACUGAGAGAGGCUCACACACAGGCUGAGGUCAAAGAGGUCAAACUUAAAAACCUGCAGCUGGAGAGCCAGAAUCAGAUCUACAGCAAAGCAAUGACCCGUCACGAGCAGGAGAGCGCCGCCCUGCAGGAGAGACUACAGAACGCUUUAUCACACAACAAGUGUCUGCAGAGUCAGCUCAGCGAAAUGAAGAGGAAACAGGCUGAGUCAGACUGCAAGAGUAAAGAGGAGGUGAUGGCGGUGCGUCUCAGAGAGGCAGACAGCAUGGCGGCCAUGGCUGAACUCCGGCAGAAAAUAGCUGAGCUAGAAUUGCAAAAAGAGGAAGGGUUGAUACAAGGUCAGCUGAAUCAUUCUGACUCCAGACAGUACAUUGAUCAAUUGAGGGAACAGAUUGCUGAACUCAAGAAUGAGAUAAGGCAGCUACGUGGUCAGCCCUCCAAAUUUCAGAACUCCGGAAGCGGAGCCUAUCAGGACCUGUGUCUGGCGAGCCCAGGUUCUGCAGAGGGAGACUACCUGAGUUCAGACGAUGAUCUUCUGCAGAGCCCACUGCCUGGCACAGCGCUGUAUCCACACCAUACCUCCACCAAUCUGGACAGCGAGGGCAGCACUGAGAGUGACGGAGAUGAGAGAAACGAACCCCACUCCACCCUCCAGUGUCAGGACACCACACCCACCCAGCAGCAGCUUUAUCCAGAUAUGGUGUACAACGAGGCCCCUGAAAACUAAAUUGGGAGGCGGGUGGUAUUGGGGUGGAGCAGAGAGGUCAGAAGUGCAAAAGAACUAAAUCAUGGGGAGGAGAAACUCGGUGCACACCCAUGAAGAUGAGUGAUGAAAAUGAAUACACACACGUGCACAGAUGCUGACACACUCCCCUGUGAAAAGAGCUGAAAGGCAUAACUCUUGUUUGAGUCCAGGCAUGUACAUACAGAGAGGUCAACAUCCUUUCCUUCAUGUGUCCCCAUUUUUCCAUCUCUCCUCCUUUCCCUAGGUAAAGGUCAAACAUGGUUCUGAAACUUCUACUAACACCAAUCAGCAACAGCUUUAGACACACACUUACAGUACAUAAAUGCACACAAACACAUAUCUAGGGCCCUAGUUCACAAAUGGAGAAACUAAAGUAACACAUUCUACUGUUAACGCAGUAACUCAGGCAGUAAGAGAGGCAUGAUAGUGAAAAGGGUUUGCAUGUGUUUUUUAAGAAGGUUUGUGCAGUGGUGUUUUCAUAGUCUCAUGAAGCAUCAUUAGUCUUCUUGAGCUGUUAGAGCUAUGAUGUGUAAAUGAUACUUCAGCUUGCUGAUCAACAUGUUUGAGAUUUCUUCUUACAAAUCGAUUCAGUGUAGUAUAUAUUUAUUUUGUAGCUAGGAGAAGAUACGAUAUAUCGAUGUGGAGGCAUUUACAGUAAACAUCCACUGCCAAGUGGCUUUUUUUUACAUUUUUUAAAUAAAGUCAGUAAGCUAGUUUCUUGAGAUCUGUGGAAAAGAGAUGAUAAUCUAAAAUUGUGAUUGAAAAUACCACUGCAUAUGUACAUUUGGGGAAAAAGAGUAGGCAAAAUAAGGAAAAAAGUAUUAUUACGUUUGUGUAACCAUUAAUUUAAAAAAUAAAUACGGCCCUUUCUGUUAUCACUACCAUGAAUUAGCUUCAGAUUUAUCCGUCCGUCAUUCUUUUUACUGAAUUGACACAACAAUAAAUCUGUAGCAUCAGUUAUCGUGGAGAUGGACGAUAUGAAUCACUAGAUAUCCUGAGGGGAGAGUGCAGCAGAGAGGCUGAAUGGUGAAUCCACAAUACAAACCUCUGACAGAAAAAUAUUGGGAGCCCUAUCGAGUCAAAAAAGGUCAGGAGCAUUAUAUACGCUGCACACAGUCUUGUCUGAACAGCAGUUCUCUAUCCACAGGAGUGCAUUUUUGACAUAUAUUGAAACACACACCAAUCACUUUAUAAGAAGGAGGGGAAAAUACAGACAGAAGUUUGACAUACACACAUUUGUUGUAUGUUUGUAUGUUAAUAGAUGUUAAUAGAAGCAUAGGUCAAAAAUACUAAAUUAUCUACUGUAGCUAAUCUGUGUUUGUAUGUGUCUCCGUGCAAAAAAAGAAAGAAAAAAAAACAAGGAAUUUUUGGACGCUAAAAUUUCAUUUCUUUAUUGAAAAAGAACACAAAGCUACAAAAACAAUAUCUCAAACUUGCCAAAUUUGGCAUUAUGUUUUUUUUGUUUGUUUGUUUGUUUUUUUGUUUAUACAUAUAUUGAAAACAACAUCAAUAUAAUUAUGAUCCUUGAUUUUUUUUCUCAUGUGUGCCAAAUUGUAAAAAAAAAAAAAUUCAAAAAAUUACCAUUUAGCUGAAAUAAGAACAUUUCUAACACAUGCUGCUAGUUUUUUUUUUUAAGAUAUCCCUUAUGUUUUCAUAUAUGCACAUUUUCUAACAGUCCUAAUCCCAUUUAGUGUCAGUGUGCUAAUGUACACUAUGUAAAUACUUGAGGAUUACUUGAAUUUAAUGUUUUAUAUAUGAUAUAUAAUGUUCCAUGGGACAGUCCAGUCAUUUUCCCUCCUAUUUUAGUGUAAAAUCUGUUAAAUAAACUGGUCAACAUUCAUUUUUGGAUUUGGCACCAAACACUGCUACCAGUGAAUAUAAUGUGUAAAUUCCACUGUGCUUUCUUUGACCACAUUUCAGAAUAUUUAAAAAAAAAAUAUUGAAUUCAAAGAUAUGAUUUGUUAGUAAAAGUAUCUUGUUAUUUGUUUUAAGUACAUGUCUCUUUUUACCUUGGUUGCGUGAAACAGGACCACGGCGUCUAUGUUCCUCAUUGUGCUGACACUUCGUGUGGCAUUCUCUUCUUCAUUUUUCUCGUCAUUGCUCAAAUAGAUUUUAUAGGAAUUUCUCUUGACAGUACAUUUAUCUGUGAAUUCACCUGAUUUCAGCAUUGCCUUAUUCAGUUUUUCAAGUAUGUUUUUAAAAGUACUCGACACACACCAUGCUCAGCUUUGAACCAGAUUUGUGGUAGGGUGAAUAAUUAAGGACAGAUGCCUAAAAAAGGUUAAAAAAAAAAUCACUAAAUCUGUAAACAAACUUUUUUUUUUUUUAAACAUAUAUAUGUAUGGUACAUUACAGAGAGUACUGUGAGAGAUGGGUUUGAUGUAUACUGUAUAAAGAAAAUGAACAAUUAAGCCCGUUGUCGAAGAGCAGCAUGUCUGUGUGUGAGCAGUAGAUGUCUGACGUCUGUUCUGAUGAGGGUAUGGGUUUUUACACGGAUAUGUUGUAUGACAAGCAGAUACCAUCUUUGAAAUUUGAUAUUUGUGUCAUUUAGCCUGAAUUUUAUAGGAGGAAAUCUAUGAAACCUAAAAAUUGGGUUAAAGCAGAUUUAAACAAACAAAAAAAAAAACUACUGCUGUGUUGGGGUAAGGGAUUUAAUGUAGCAUUUUUUGAAAUUUUCACAGGAAGUUGGGCUCAUAUCAUGGUCUUCUUACAUCAUGUCUAACUGUUUUGUGGUUGACGUUUGCCUUCCAGAGAAUGUUGACCAAUCAGUGUGUGUGUAUGUGUGUGUGCAUGUUUGUGGAGGGACCUGUACAAAUAUCAGUUUGUUGAGUCUAAGCGAGAUCAUUGUUUGGGUGGAUACAACAUGGCAAACUGCAAACAUAUCCAACUUGGAAGAGUAUAUUGUGGAUCAUUUAAAUGGACAAAAAAAUCUGUUGGUUUAUAGCCCAAACCUUAAUACGAACAAAUAUCAGAUGACCUCGUACCUGUAUCUCAUUCACAGUGUUGGUCACAUACACUAUAUCCAUGGUGCUAAAAAGUGUGUGUUUCACAAAUAAUCAACUAGAAUUGUUUCACCUGCCAUCACUGUGAUACUGGAAGUUUACAUAUAUUUGCUUUGUUCAUAGCCUUUAAUUUAUUACAAUCAUGGUUUCAGUGAACCAUGAUUGACAUUUUGUGGGGUUUCCAGAUCCCUGUUUGGUGCCAUAAAACUCAUUCCAUCAGAAGAGAUGUAUUGCAUAUUUAUUACACACUUAUCAUGUACAAACCUUUUCAACUGUUUCUAAUGUUAAAUGCUUGCAACAUUGGUGUCACCAAAGACUGCUAACUAUUGCCGGUAAUGAUAAGUUGAAAUAGCAAAAAUCUAUUGAGUCUCAUUCAGAAUCAGUAAACCACUUUUGCUAUUUUGUUUCUUAUUGCAUAUUGUUUCCUUCCCAAAUACAUAAGGUCACACCAAAUCUACCCAUUGUUUCUUCCCCUUUGUUUUCCCUACCUGCCCUUUGUGUCCUCUUCAGUGUUUUUACAUCUGAAACAUUUGUACGAAGUCAAAAUGUGUGGAAGCUGUUAAAGUGGCUUGUAAUGGCCAAUGUGAGUUUCUUCCCUUCCCCAGUCACCUUCAUGAAGUAUUAGAAGUAUUAAAAAGAAACAAUUUGGGUCUCUUUUAUGCCCUCCAAAUCCAGUUCAAUAUCUCUUGAAGUUCAACGGAUGUCUUGUCAAAUAUUACAUAAAUUACAUUCAUAAAAAUAUAUAAUAAUAAAAAUAGUAUUUAAUGAUGACUCUGUGUUCUGUACUUGAAUGAUAUCCUGAAAAAAAAAAUAAACAUUUACACUAUUCUCAAA
Tachysurus fulvidraco (yellow catfish) is the source of this 6812-nucleotide messenger RNA. RefSeq names its product ecotropic viral integration site 5 like (gene evi5l). The record is from RefSeq and is a predicted model, not a curated record. The transcript has 20 exons. Lineage: Eukaryota; Metazoa; Chordata; Actinopteri; Siluriformes; Bagridae. The coding region runs from base 412 to 2958 and encodes 848 amino acids.